This is a messenger RNA of Mucor mucedo, 544 nucleotides long. RefSeq lists its product as uncharacterized. The coding region runs from base 14 to 304 and encodes 96 amino acids. NCBI's taxonomy places the organism in Eukaryota, Fungi, Mucoromycota, Mucoromycetes, Mucorales, Mucoraceae. The record is from RefSeq and is a predicted model, not a curated record. The transcript is spliced from 2 exons.
AAGAAAGAAAAAGAUGAUGUACAAAAUUCUUCUGUCGUGCGCUUUAUUGGUAGUAUCAGCAACAACUGUCUUGGGUUGUGACAGAGCUUGUACUUUCUCAAGUCAAAAUGGGGAUCAAUGCUUUUAUACUUGCACCAAUGCUUGUAACCAAUCACCAGCACAUCAUAAAAUGCAAUUUUUAAAUGCUUUGGCAAACAAAGGACAUCAGUGUCACCCUAAUGGUGCAGCCUCGUUAGCUUGCGAGAAAACUCCUUCUUUCGGUGUCUGCCCUUCUCAUUCCUGGAGUUGUGGCCGUGGGUGUUAAAACUGAACAGUUCCGUUUGCGUCACAAAUUUAAAACUAGACGUAUCGUUUUUUUUUUGAAAGCCUCAUUUAAAUAAAUAUUUUCUUCGUACAUAAGAAUUGUAUCGUUGGAUGAGGGAGCAUCUUGUAAUCCAGCACUUGGUCUUCUGAAGGGCUCAAAAGAUGUGUUUGUGAAACAGGGCAAAUCCCAAAAUUUGAUUGAAUGAUCAUUACUGCCCGAGAUCAAAUAAUUUCCAGACGU